ACAGCAGGCGCCUGCAGCUUCUUUUCUCUAUCCUCUUCGUUCCCCUUUCUUUCCUUUCUUCCUCCUCUUCUUCUUCUUCUUCAACCACCCAGGUGCUCCCCCUGGUGAAUGCUGGUACCUUACGGUGAGGUUAAUAUAUAUAUAAUUUGUUUUUAACCGCCGAUUCGAACCGAAUCAAUUGCAAAUCCUCCCAUCGAUUCCAAAUCAAUCCUCUGAGAUCGUCGCAGCCACGCUCCCACACCUAUAUCUCGACUUCGCAUAUCGCCGCCGGCCUCCCUCCCCACCUCGCAGUCGGGCGCGCACAAUACUAUCCGUGUUUCUUUGAAAUUUCAGCAAGGGAGAACAAGAUGGGUUGGAAGGCAGCACAAAAAAUAAUUCAGACUUGGAAAAUCCUCAGAGGUGAUAAUGUAAUGAUAAUUAGGGGAAAGGAUAAAGGCGAAACUGGAAUUAUCAAACGUGUAUUCCGCUCCCAAAAUCGAGUCAUUGUUGGGGGAAAGAAUUUGGUGAAAAAGCAUGUGAAGCAGACACAGGGCAAUGCAGGUGGGAUUUUCACAAUGGAAGCCCCUCUCCAUGUCUCGAAUGUUCAAAUUGUAGAUCCGGUCACCGGGAAUCCCUGCAAGGUUGGAACUAAAUACUUGGAAGAUGGCACCAAGGUGCGCGUAUCUAGAGGAAUCGGAUCAUCAGGAUCGAUCAUACCUCGCCCGGAGAUAUUGAAGCUGAGGAGGCAUCCCAGGCCUAACUAUGUUGGUCCUAAGGACACUCCAAUGGAUGUCGUUCUGGAGAAGACUUACGAUGCUAAAACCGGUAUGGGAAUGCCGGAUCUCUGAAACAACUUUACCCGGAAAAGCUAAAGCUUCUCGACAUUUGCUUGCUCUACGACAUUUUUCUGAUUUUUGUCGGUUAGUGUUAGAUAGGUUCUUUAUGGCUUUCAUAUUGCAUCUAUCUAACUUUAUCGCCUAUUUUAAAGAUGGACUUAGCCUCCUAAUAAUAGGUGAAACUGCAUAAUGAUCAUCAAGAAAUCAGAUUUAAAAACAUUACAUUA
This is a messenger RNA of Andrographis paniculata, 1042 nucleotides long. RefSeq lists its product as uncharacterized. Gene Ontology annotation, biological process: translation. The transcript has 6 exons. Gene Ontology annotation, molecular function: structural constituent of ribosome; RNA binding. Bases 348 to 827 code for a protein of 159 amino acids. Lineage: Eukaryota; Viridiplantae; Streptophyta; Magnoliopsida; Lamiales; Acanthaceae. The record is from RefSeq and is a predicted model, not a curated record. Gene Ontology annotation, cellular component: mitochondrion; ribosome.